AUGACGGACGCAGCCGUAGAAGCCGCCCUGGCAACUUCCAACGAAGUCCCCGCGGCUCCUACUUUCGAAGGGGAGAACAAAUUCCAGCAUGCUAUUUCAGCAUGGAGGACCAUCGACCUCACCACCCUCGUCUCCAACCUAGACAACACGGCAUCCGACAUUGUAGCCUAUCAGCGAGACUCGACGGUACAACGCAAAGAACUAGCGCAAAAGACCAAGGAGUUUCGCAAGCUCGACGAUGCCACCAAGCUUACGGAGAUCAAGGGCCUGCUAAAGUCCUACCAAACCUUCAUUGACCUUCUUACGAACCACUCCAAGUCGGUCAACUCGGCAUUCUUGCAGACAUAUACCUCGUUCUCUGACGCUCCCGAUCCAUAUCCACUCCUCGAGGCUUCGGUCGACUCGAUGCUCCUCUCUGAGGACACCUUGCCAAAAAUUACCGAGGAGAACCAGCGUUUGCAGGAAAGUGUCACAAAUCUCACUUCCCAGUUAGAGGAGACCGAAUCAAGACUACAGACCGAACGAUCUGCCCGAAAGGAACUGGAGGAGAACCUCGACAGCCGAGUGAAGGAGGUAGAGUCAUCAUGGACCGCCGUGCUAGAGGAAAAGACGGACAACUGGGAGGCCAAGGAGAAGGCUUUGGAAGAUAAGCUGGAGAAGCAGGAACGAUUGUUGACUGAGAUGCGGGCAAGCUACGAGGUCAACCAGCGAUUGGGCAAGAAUGGCGAUGACCAGGAGGCUCAGCGUAGCCAGGUCUCAAGCGCCGAGCUUGAUAUGCUUCAUGCCGACCUUGAUCGCACGAGCUCUCGUCUUGCCGAAGUUGAGGCCCGAAAUGAGCAGAUGAGACUGGAGCUGGCGCAAGCCAAGUCUUCAGUUCAAUCACAGCCCGAGGCCUCUCUCGAGGAUGACCCCAGCUAUAUGCGCAUGAGGUCGGAGAACCAGUCCAUGAUUCGCAAGCUGGAAGCUGCACGCGUGGAGAAGGAAGGUCUCAAGCGAGACUUGGAUGGUAAACUACGAUCCAUUGAGAGGGAAGUGAACAAGUUGAAGGGCGAGAGGGACUCUCUCAAGGCCAAGGUCCAGAAGUGGGGCGACUAUGAUGAAAUCAAGCAGGAGCUUGAAGUCCUCAAGAGCAUCGAGUUCUCCACGGGCGACGACGAUGAAGUACGAGAGCAACUUGAGUCAGGGGAUGCGGAGGGCAACUCGCUAGAGAGGCUUCUCUUGGCUCGAAACAAGAAGCUUGGCGAUGAGUUGACGGUUCUUCGUGUUUCACACAAUGACCUACAGAGUCGCCUGGAGAACCUCCAGGAGGAGUUGUCCAGGACAAAUGCUGAGCUAGAACGGUCUCAGAACCUCAACCAAAAGUUGGAGAGUGAUCUGGAGAAUCUCCAGGAGGAGGGCGCCAAUGCUUUCCCGUCAGGAGCCUCUGUGGCUGGCACAUAUGUCACCCGAACAAUUGGCCGCAAGAGCGGCAGAAUUUCGCCGACCUCGUCCAUUAUCAGCGGCAUGGACCCCCGCAUGGGUGGUGAGCCAGGCGAGCGAGUAUACGGAGGUGGCUCAGGCAUGCUGCCCAUGGUCACGGCCCAGCGUGACCGCUACAAGAAGAAGAAUACGGAGCUGGAACAAGAGCUUUCAGACACGCACCGGACAGUCUCGCAGCUGCGCCAGGAAGUUGCAGCUUUGCAAAAGGACAACCUGAAUCUGUACGAGAAGACGAGAUAUGUGUCGACCUACAACCGAGGUGGCGGCGCAGCUACGUCCUCCGCAUACGGGGCAAACCCGAACCCCUCAACAGUGUCGAUUGGCGAGACAGGAAACCCUGGCAUCGCCCUGGACAGGUAUCGCAAGGCAUACGAGUCCAACAUUUCUCCAUUCGCGGCAUUCCGCGGCAGAGAAUCUGCUCGAGCGUACAGACGGAUGAGCCUUCCGGAGCGGGUGGUGUACUCGCUGACGCGUAUGGUUCUCGCCUCGCGAACCAGCCGAAACCUGUUCGCAGCAUACUGCGUAAUGCUCCACCUGCUGGUCUUCCUAUCCAUGUACUGGCUCAGUUCGUCAGAUGUCGACCGAGCCGCUCACCUGGAGUCUGCAGCGGCGGCGGCAGCAGCAGGUGUGGCCGGUGGUGGACUUGGCAGCCCAAUGGAUGGAGCUCCCAAGGAUCCUGCCAAGUAG
Messenger RNA from Fusarium keratoplasticum, 2166 nucleotides. Its product is annotated as Protein CASP. The transcript has 3 exons. The record is from RefSeq and is a predicted model, not a curated record. The coding region runs from base 1 to 2166 and encodes 721 amino acids. NCBI's taxonomy places the organism in Eukaryota, Fungi, Ascomycota, Sordariomycetes, Hypocreales, Nectriaceae. Gene Ontology annotation, cellular component: Golgi membrane. Gene Ontology annotation, biological process: intra-Golgi vesicle-mediated transport.